Molecule: messenger RNA, 9501 nt
Organism: Protobothrops mucrosquamatus (brown spotted pit viper)
Lineage: Eukaryota; Metazoa; Chordata; Lepidosauria; Squamata; Viperidae
Gene: ITPR1
Product: inositol 1,4,5-trisphosphate receptor type 1
Exons: 60
Coding region: 61-8295 (2744 amino acids)
Biological process (GO): calcium ion transmembrane transport
Cellular component (GO): endoplasmic reticulum; membrane
Molecular function (GO): inositol 1,4,5 trisphosphate binding; inositol 1,4,5-trisphosphate-gated calcium channel activity
Source: RefSeq, a predicted model, not a curated record
UCUCGCUCCAGCUCCAGGGCGAGCCGAGCCCCCAAUGCAAUCAGAGCCAGCAAGCCCCAGAUGUCUGACAAGAUGUCAAGUUUUUUGCACAUUGGAGACAUUUGUUCUUUGUAUGCAGAGGGUUCAACAAAUGGAUUUAUCAGCACUUUGGGACUUGUUGAUGACCGAUGUGUUGUACAACCAGAAACAGGUGAUCUUAACAGUCCUCCUAAAAAAUUCAGAGACUGCCUUUUUAAAUUAUGCCCCAUGAAUCGCUAUUCUGCACAGAAGCAGUUCUGGAAAGCUGCUAAACCAGGAGCUAAUAGCACAACUGAUGCGGUUUUGCUCAACAAACUACAUCAUGCUGCAGAUUUGGAAAAAAAGCAGAAUGAAACAGAAAAUAGGAAGCUGCUUGGCACGGUUAUCCAAUAUGGUAAUGUUAUUCAGCUUCUUCAUUUAAAAAGCAACAAAUAUUUAACAGUAAAUAAGAGACUUCCAGCUCUGCUAGAGAAGAAUGCUAUGAGAGUAACCCUAGAUGAGGCUGGCAAUGAAGGUUCCUGGUUUUAUAUACAACCCUUUUACAAACUGCGUUCUAUAGGAGAUAGUGUGGUCAUCGGGGACAAGGUAGUCUUAAACCCUGUUAAUGCUGGCCAGCCUCUGCAUGCCAGUAGCCAUCAACUAGUGGAUAAUCCGGGCUGCAAUGAGGUAAAUUCCGUGAAUUGCAAUACAAGCUGGAAAAUAGUUCUUUUUAUGAAAUGGAGUGACAAUAAGGACGAUAUUCUAAAAGGAGGGGAUGUGGUACGGUUGUUCCAUGCAGAGCAGGAAAAAUUUCUUACUUGUGAUGAACAUCGAAAGAAGCAACAUGUUUUUCUGAGAACUACUGGGAGGCAGUCAGCCACAUCUGCAACUAGCUCAAAAGCUCUGUGGGAAGUUGAGGUAGUACAACAUGAUCCUUGCCGUGGUGGUGCAGGCUAUUGGAAUAGCCUUUUUCGGUUUAAACAUCUUGCUACCGGACAUUAUUUAGCAGCCGAGCUGGAUCCUGACCAAGAUGCAGACAGAAGAGGACUCCAUAAUACUUUAGAGAAGAUGGCAUAUUCUUUAGUCUCUGUGCCUGAAGGAAAUGACAUUUCUUCCAUCUUUGAGCUUGAUCCCACCACAUUGCGAGGAGGAGACAGCUUAGUCCCAAGGAACUCUUAUGUCAGACUUAGACAUCUAUGUACAAAUACCUGGGUUCACAGCACAAAUAUCCCGAUUGAUAAAGAAGAAGAAAAACCUGUGAUGCUUAAAAUUGGCACCUCUCCUGUAAAAGAAGACAAAGAAGCUUUUGCCGUGGUACCAGUUUCUCCUGCCGAAGUUCGAGAUUUAGACUUUGCAAAUGAUGCAAGCAAAGUAUUGGGCUCCAUUGCUGGCAAGUUGGAGAAAGGAACAGUAACUCAGAACGAAAGGAGAUCUGUUACCAAGUUGCUUGAAGAUUUGGUGUAUUUUGUUACUGGCGGAACAAAUUCUGGUCAAGAUGUACUUGAAGUCAUGUUCUCAAAGCCAAAUCGAGAACGGCAAAAACUAAUGAGAGAGCAAAAUAUUCUAAAGCAGAUUUUCAAGUUAUUGCAAGCACCAUUUACUGACUGUGGAGAUGGACCAAUGCUGAGACUGGAGGAACUUGGAGAUCAACGCCACGCUCCUUUCAGACAUAUCUGCCGGCUCUGUUACAGAGUGUUGAGACACUCCCAACAAGACUACAGGAAAAAUCAAGAAUAUAUAGCCAAGCAGUUUGGCUUCAUGCAAAAACAAAUUGGCUAUGAUGUCUUAGCAGAAGACACUAUAACAGCCUUGCUCCACAACAAUCGUAAACUGUUGGAGAAACACAUCACAGCUGCUGAGAUUGAUACCUUUGUUAGCCUUGUAAGAAAAAACCGAGAACCCAGAUUCUUGGACUAUCUUUCUGAUCUUUGUGUGUCUAUGAACAAAUCUAUUCCGGUUACCCAGGAGCUGAUUUGUAAAGCUGUAUUAAAUCCAGCAAAUGCUGACAUACUUAUUGAGACUAAAUUGGUCCUGUCUCGUUUUGAGUUUGAGGAGUUAUCAUCUGGAGAGAACUCACUGGAGGUUGGUGAGGAUGAAGAAGAAGUCUGGUUAUUCUGGCGAGACAGCAGCAAAGAGGUCCGCAGUAAGAGUAUCAGAGAGCUGGCACAAGAUGCCAAAGAAGGACAAAAAGAAGACCGGGAUGUCCUCAGCUACUACAGGUACCAGCUGAAUCUUUUUGCUCGGAUGUGCCUUGAUCGCCAGUACUUAGCUAUAAAUGAAAUAUCUGGACAGUUGGAUGUUGACCUUAUUCUUCGCUGCAUGUCUGAUGAGAAUUUGCCUUAUGACUUGAGAGCUUCAUUUUGUCGACUGAUGUUGCACAUGCAUGUUGACCGAGAUCCCCAAGAACAAGUGACACCAGUGAAGUAUGCUCGACUAUGGUCAGAGAUACCAUCUGAAAUAGCAAUUGAUGACUACGACAGCAGUGGAACUUCCAAAGACGAAAUCAAGGAGAGGUUUGCACAAACUAUGGAGUUUGUGGAGGAAUAUUUGAGAGAUGUUGUUUGCCAAAGAUUCCCAUUUUCUGAUAAAGAAAAAAAUAAACUCACCUUUGAGGUUGUGAACUUAGCCCGAAAUCUGAUAUAUUUUGGCUUCUAUAAUUUUUGUGAUCUUCUAAGACUAACAAAAAUUCUCUUAGCUAUUCUGGACUGUGUACAUGUUGCAACUAUUUUCCCUAUUACAAAGGCAACAAAAGGGGAAGAAAGUAAAGGUAAGAAUGGCAAGAAAAAGUGGAGGAGACGGAGCAAUGUGAUGAGAUCGAUCCAUGGUGUGGGAGAGCUCAUGACUCAAGUGGUACUAAGAGGUGGUGGGUUCUUGCCUAUGACACCUUUGGCUGCUGUCCCGGAAGGUAACGUGAAGCAGGUUGAACCUGAGAAGGAGGACAUCCUGGUAAUGGAUACCAAACUGAAAAUAAUUGAAAUCCUCCAGUUUAUUUUGAAUGUGAGAUUGGAUUACCGAAUCUCAUGCCUUCUGUGUAUAUUUAAACGAGAAUUUGAUGAAAGCAAUGCACAGACAUCUGAUUCACCUUCAGGGAGCAAUAAUCAAGAAAUGCCAAAUGUACCAGGUGCUCUUGACUUUGAAAAUAUUGAAGAACAAGCAGAAGGGAUAUUUGGAGGCAGUGAAGAGAAUACGCCACUAGAUUUGGAUGAUCAUGGUGGCAGAACUUUCCUGAGAGUUUUGCUCCAUUUAACCAUGCAUGACUAUCCUCCGCUUGUGUCUGGGGCGCUUCAGCUACUCUUCAGACACUUUAGUCAGAGGCAAGAAGUCCUCCAGGCCUUUAAACAGGUUCAACUGCUUGUUACCAGCCAAGAUGUUGACAAUUACAAGCAGAUAAAGCAAGAUUUGGAUCAGCUGAGGUCCAUUGUUGAAAAAUCGGAACUCUGGGUCUACAAAGGACAAGGGCCGGAUGAAGCUGCAGAGGUAACAACAGGAGAAAAUGAACAUAAGAAAAAGGAGGAAGGUCGCAGCAAAUCCUCUAAACCGGAAAGCACUAGUAGCUAUAAUUAUAGGGUAGUAAAAGAGAUUUUGCUUCGUCUCAGUAAGCUUUGUGUCCAGGAGAGUAUCUUGGUUAGGAAAAGCAGGAAACAGCAACAAAGAUUGCUCCGAAACAUGGGGGCUCAUGCGGUGGUACUGGAACUCUUGCAAAUCCCCUAUGAGAAAGCCGAAGAUAUACGCAUGCAGGAGAUCAUGAAACUUGCUCAUGAGUUUCUACAGAACUUCUGUGCUGGCAAUCAACAAAAUCAGGCUUUGUUGCACAAGCAUAUAAAUCUGUUUCUCAAUCCUGGGAUUCUGGAAGCCGUGACAAUGCAGCAUAUCUUCAUGAAUAAUUUCCAGCUUUGCAGUGAAAUUAACGAGCGAGUGGUUCAGCACUUUGUGCACUGCAUUGAAACCCAUGGAAGGAAUGUCCAGUACAUUAAAUUCCUCCAGACAAUUGUUAAGGCUGAAGGGAAGUUCAUUAAAAAAUGUCAGGAUAUGGUCAUGGCUGAGCUGGUCAAUGCAGGGGAGGAUGUCCUUGUGUUCUACAAUGACAGAGCCUCAUUCCAGACACUAGUGCAGAUGAUGAGAUCAGAACGGGACAGAAUGGAUGAAAACAGUGCCCUCAUGUACCACAUCCACUUAGUAGAAUUACUGGCUGUUUGCACAGAGGGCAAAAAUGUCUACACUGAAAUCAAGUGCAACUCUCUUCUCCCCUUGGAUGACAUUGUUAGAGUUGUAACCCAUGAGGAUUGCAUACCUGAGGUGAAAAUAGCCUAUAUUAAUUUUCUAAAUCACUGCUAUGUCGACACAGAAGUUGAAAUGAAAGAGAUUUAUACAAGCAAUCAUAUGUGGAAGCUCUUUGAAAACUUUCUGGUUGAUAUCUGUAGGACUUGCAACAAUACCAGUGAUAGGAAGCAUGCAGAUUCUAUAUUGGAAAAAUAUGUGACUGAAAUAGUGAUGAGUAUAGUUACCACCUUCUUCAGUUCUCCAUUUUCAGACCAGAGCACAACUUUGCAGACUCGCCAGCCUGUGUUUGUGCAACUUUUACAAGGUGUGUUUCGAGUAUAUCACUGUAACUGGCUCAUGCCCAGUCAAAAAGCAUCAGUGGAAAGUUGUAUCAGAGUACUUUCAGAUGUAGCAAAGAGCCGAGCAAUUGCUAUCCCGGUGGAUCUCGACAGCCAGGUCAAUAACCUUUUCCUGAAGUCUCACAAUAUAGUGCAAAAAACAGCAAUGAACUGGAGGAUGACGGCAAGAAACGCUGCUCGAAGAGAUUCUGUGAUGGCAGCUUCAAGGGAUUAUCGUAAUAUCAUCGAGAGAUUGCAAGAUAUAGUAUCAGCUUUGGAAGAUCGCUUACGGCCACUGGUCCAAGCUGAAUUGUCUGUAUUGGUGGAUGUCCUUCAUAGACCAGAACUGCUUUUCCCAGAAAAUACAGAUGCAAGAAGGAAAUGUGAAAGUGGAGGUUUUAUCUGCAAGUUAAUAAAACAUACUAAACAGCUGCUGGAAGAGAAUGAGGAGAAACUUUGUAUUAAAGUAUUACAGACACUCAGGGAAAUGAUGACCAAAGAUAGAGGCUAUGGAGAGAAGCUGAUUGCACUUGGUGAAUUGGAAAAUGCUGAGCUGCCUAAAUCACCUGAAAUGGAAAACGAUAUAGAGGAGCUUGAUCAAAGUCUACCAGAGAGACAGCUUGAAGAUCAAAAAAGGGGGGAGGCCCUGAGACAGGUUUUGGUAAAUCGUUACUAUGGGAACAUCAGAAGUGGAGGAAGACGAGAGAGCCUCACCAGCUUUGGCAAUGGCCCUUUAUCUCCUGCAGGGCCCAACAAACCUGGAGGAGCAGGAGGUGGAUCAGGAUCCAGCUCAACAAACCGUGGUGAAAUGAGUUUGACAGAAGUCCAGUGUCACUUGGAUAAGGAAGGAGCAUCCAACCUAGUUAUAGACCUCAUCAUGAAUGCCACUAGUGAUAGAGUUUUCCAUGAAAGCAUCCUGUUGGCUAUUGCCCUACUGGAAGGUGGCAACACAAUUAUACAGCACUCCUUUUUUUGUCGCUUGAUGGAAGAUAAGAAAUCAGAAAAAUUCUUCAAAGUGUUUUAUGAUCGUAUGAAAGUUGCUCAGCAAGAAAUCAAGGCCACAGUCACAGUUAACACCAGUGAUUUGGGAAAUAAAAAGAAAGAUGAUGACUCCGACAGAGAUGUGCCAGCAAGGAAGAGAGCAUUAAGGGAACCCCUGACCCAGAUAACAGAGGAAGCGAGAGAUCAGUUGGUUGAGGCCUCCACCGCUACAAGGAAAGCAUUUAACACCUACAGAAGAGAAGCCGACCCUGAUGAUCAUUAUUCAGCUGUAGAAGGAGCACAGUCUGUGGCAGAUAAAAACAAAGAUGAGCUGGAAAUGAGUCCUGUCAUCACAAUAAUGCAGCCCAUUUUACGGUUUUUGCAGUUGCUGUGUGAAAACCACAACCGGGAUUUGCAGAACUUCCUACGUUGCCAAAACAACAAGACUAACUACAACCUAGUGUGUGAGACAUUACAGUUUUUAGAUUGUAUUUGUGGAAGCACAACUGGAGGACUUGGACUGCUUGGGCUGUACAUUAAUGAGAAAAAUGUAGCACUGAUCAACCAAACUCUGGAAAGUUUGACAGAGUACUGCCAGGGACCAUGUCAUGAAAAUCAGAACUGCAUUGCUACUCAUGAAUCCAAUGGUAUUGAUAUAAUUACAGCAUUAAUUCUCAAUGAUAUCAACCCCCUGGGGAAAAAAAGGAUGGAUCUUGUACUAGAACUGAAGAAUAAUGCCUCGAAGUUACUCUUGGCUAUAAUGGAAAGUAGGCACGACAGUGAGAAUGCAGAAAGGAUCCUUUAUAACAUGAGACCAAAAGAACUGGUAGAAGUGAUUAAAAAGGCCUAUCAGCAAGGUGAGGUUGAAUUUGAAGAUGGAGAGAAUGGUGAAGAUCUUGCUGCAUCGCCUAGAAACGUGGGGCAUAACAUUUACAUAUUAGCCCAUCAGCUUGCUCGCCACAACAAAGAAUUGCAGAAUAUGUUGAAGCCUGGAGGUCAAAUAGAUGGAGAUGAAGCUUUGGAAUUCUACGCCAAGCAUACAGCUCAAAUUGAGAUAGUUAGAUCGGAUCGCACUAUGGAGCAAAUAGUCUUCCCUGUGCCCAGCAUAUGUGAGUUCCUCACCAAAGAAUCUAAACUCCGGGUGUACUACACUACAGAAAGGGAUGAGCAAGGCAGCAAAAUAAAUGACUUCUUUAUGAGAUCUGAGGACCUUUUUAAUGAAAUGAACUGGCAAAAAAAGCUAAGAGCUCAACAUAUCUUGUAUUGGUGUUCUCGCAACAUGUCCUUCUGGAGCAGUAUUUCAUUCAACCUUGCAGUCCUUAUGAAUCUACUGGUAGCAUUUUUCUAUCCAUUUAAAGGAGUCAAAGGAGGUACACUGGAGCCCCAUUUGUCAGGCUUACUCUGGACAGCCAUGCUGAUAUCGCUUGCCAUUGUUAUCGCUUUACCUAAGCCCCAUGGCAUUAGGGCUUUAAUAGCUUCUACAAUAUUGCGAUUAAUUUUUUCUGUAGGUUUACAGCCCACAUUGUUUCUUCUGGGGGCUUUCAAUGUUUGUAACAAAAUUAUAUUUCUGAUGAGUUUUGUUGGUAAUUGUGGAACAUUUACUAGAGGAUACAGAGCCAUGAUCAUGGAUGUAGAGUUUCUUUAUCAUCUACUAUAUCUUUUGAUUUGUGCAAUGGGGCUCUUUGUUCAUGAAUUUUUCUACAGUUUAUUGCUUUUUGACUUGGUGUACAGGGAGGAGACCUUGCUGAAUGUCAUUAAAAGUGUCACUCGCAAUGGACGUUCCAUCAUCUUGACCGCUGUUCUUGCUCUUAUUUUGGUUUACCUGUUCUCAAUAGUAGGAUACCUGUUCUUCAAGGAUGACUUUAUCUUGGAAGUAGAGAAGCUACCUAAUGAGACAUUAUUGCCAGAUCAGCAUGAUGAAAUUAGAGAGCCAAUGACUAGAGAGUUCUUAUAUUCUAAUGUGUGCAAAAUAGAGGAUGGUGAGAAUUGUUCUUCUGUUAUUCCUUCUUCAGAGCUAUCUUCUGAAGAAUCUGAAGAGGAUAAAGAACAUACAUGUGAGACAUUGCUGAUGUGUAUUGUUACUGUACUUAGUCAUGGGCUGAGAAGCGGGGGCGGAGUCGGAGAUGUACUCAGGAAACCAUCCAAGGAGGAACCUCUCUUUGCUGCAAGAGUGAUAUAUGAUCUCCUCUUCUUCUUCAUGGUGAUCAUUAUUGUCCUUAAUCUGAUUUUUGGAGUCAUUAUUGAUACCUUUGCUGAUCUAAGAAGUGAAAAACAGAAGAAAGAAGAAGUUUUGAAAACAACAUGUUUUAUUUGUGGUUUGGAAAGAGACAAGUUUGAUAACAAGACAGUGACUUUUGAAGAACACAUUAAAGAGGAGCACAAUAUGUGGCACUAUUUAUUCUUCAUUGUGUUGGUAAAAGUAAAAGACUCUACAGAAUAUACAGGGCCUGAGAGUUAUGUAGCAGAAAUGAUAAAGGAAAGAAAUCUGGAUUGGUUCCCCCGGAUGCGUGCCAUGUCACUUGUUAGUAGUGACUCAGAAGGAGAACAAAAUGAACUUAGAAACCUGCAAGAGAAGCUUGAAUCAACGAUGAAGCUGGUAUCUAACCUUUCCAGUCAGUUGACGGAACUUAAAGAUCAGAUGACAGAGCAGAGGAAGCAAAAACAACGUAUUGGUCUCCUAGGACAUCCUAUCAAUGUGAACCCACAGCAACCAGCCUAAAUUGGAUAGGUGUUUCGUCUCCCCAUUGUAUUUCCUUCCUUCAUACCAGAGUUGAGAUCCAGUUCUUAAAGCUGCUUCGGUGUAUUCCCAGUUCAUGUAAAUAAACCUAUUUUUUAUACUGUAUGUAUAGAACUGCUCUGAGAAAGUAUUGGGUUUAUAAAUAGUGGCAUAUUAUGAGAAGAGGAUUACAUUUGUACCUUCAAAAUGUGUUUUUAUAGGAAGAAAGGCACAUCUAAUUUGCACUUGAAAAAAGGAUUUAUGUCUAAAAUAAUACAUGAUCUGUAUUUUGUAUUUAAAACCUCAGAUAGCUAGUAUUUAUGUUUUAUACAAUUGUGCAAUAUGAAUUAUGCAAUCACACUAGUUACUUUAGAAAUGUAUCCUAGAGGGAGUGCACAUUUUUGAAUCUGGUGUCAUCUUACUCCAUUUGCAAAACAGUGUCAAGUGUCCACUGAUACAAGUUGCUCCAAAUGCUGUUCCUAGUGCAGUUUAGUUCUCCAGGCCCAAUUCCCUGUUUUUGUUUGUUUGUAAAAUACAGUAUUUGAACUAGAUUGAAGCACUGUGGCAAUAAAGCCUUCUUUUAUUCCAGCCAACAUUGAUCGAUCUCCCUAUUAAAAAAAGGUUUUCAAAAAAAUCUUACUGAGCUGAUCCAUCGAUCGUGGUGCUGGAAACGUUAUUCGAACAUUAAUUAAUGAAUAAAUCUUGAAAGGAAUAUUUUUUGUUAUGACAGAUUAUAUCAGGAUGGUUCUCAAUGGCUGGUAGUCAGGCUAAUCUUCUAAAAUAUUUUUCUUGGGUUUGGUGCCAUUUUGGUUUAGAAGAAUCUAGAAUAAUGAAGAAAUAUCACCUCGGUCGAUCAUCUGUACAUUUUGUUACUAUAUUCCCACAGAGAUACAUUUCCUUCAGUUAUACUUUGUACCAAUUAAAAAUAAACUUGGCCUUCUAGGAUCCCUAGCUGAGCACUGAUUUUCCAAUACUUGUGAAAGAGCCACUAGACAUAGAUUAUGCUUUAGUUUUUUGUCACACUUUGUUAAUCUUAAAAGAUUAUAUAAAUAUAUAUAUGUAAAUGUCAUCUAGUUUUGUACAUGAUCCUCAGAGAUUACAGAAGCAAUCUCUGCUUUUAAUAAGAAGCAGGGAGAUGAGUGCUUAUUAAAGUUUGUAAAUGCAAAAAUAUAGAUAUUUAAAUAAACGAUAAAAUAAAUAUGUACAGUG